Hyalella azteca is the source of this 4777-nucleotide messenger RNA. RefSeq lists its product as uncharacterized. The transcript has 14 exons. Gene Ontology annotation, molecular function: Toll binding; growth factor activity. The record is from RefSeq and is a predicted model, not a curated record. Lineage: Eukaryota; Metazoa; Arthropoda; Malacostraca; Amphipoda; Hyalellidae. Bases 260 to 2722 code for a protein of 820 amino acids. Gene Ontology annotation, biological process: innate immune response; regulation of Toll signaling pathway; central nervous system formation. Gene Ontology annotation, cellular component: extracellular region.
AGAAUAAACUUCUGCGCUAGAAUAAUAUUUUGUCAUUAUUAGCGCUAGAUAAAAGUUGAUUCGUUCCUCCCAAGAAAUGUGAGUUGACUUUACGCUGGCAGGCCAAAUAAUCGAAGUGCGACUUAAAGUGUUGGAGCGCUGAGGCUGAAAUUAAUAUUGUUUUAAUAUAUAUAGUGCCUCGGUCUUCAAUACUUUUUGCAUCGAACUGGCAAUGAGGCAGUGAAGUUAGUCUUCAAAUAGAAGCUUCAACUCCGCAGUCAUGCUCUUCCUUCCGGUGCUGGUUGUAGUGUUAGCUCUGACAAAUACGGGGCUCGGGGAAGAACUCCCCAUGUCUGAGUCAGAGCAGAAGUCAGAAGCAGCGGUUGGGGAAGCUGGGGAAUAUCAAGCGACGGAGGCGGAUGAGGGGUCGGGGACGGAGCCUCCCCAAGAUCUGCCUAUUGCUGAAGCCCUCGUUGGGGAAGAGGGGGAAAUUUACGACAUCUCCCCUGCAGAGGAGCUGAGGAUUGCUGCUCAGAAAGCCGGCUACAACAUCACUGGCAUGACGCUGGAUCUCGCCACGCACGCCACGGAGGAGGAGUUGGCCGAGGCGCUGCCACAGCCGCUCGCCGAGGCCCUCAUCCAGCGGCGCCGCCGUCCCGACCUGCGGGACAGACUCAUCGGCAUGACCUUCCUGGGCCAGCCUGUCCCACUGGAUCGCGUGCCUCGGCGUCCAUUCCUGUCUGAGCAUCAAAGCCAAAGACGGAGAUCCGGAGCUGGACCAAUCAGAAGAUUUCCGGCGACUUUUGCACAGAAAAGAAAUGAUUACGUCACUUCAGAGGUAGAAGGUCGACCGCGGAUUUUAAAACCGGUUCCGUUUCCGGCAAGUCGUGCCCGCAUCAUCUUCCCACCGAUGCCCGGAAGACCGGACGAACAUGCCGGAGAUUCCAAUGCAGGGCACCGGCAACAAGAAAGCAGGCCAAUGGGCUUCCAAAUUCAUGGAGCUGGCAACGCACCAAAACAAAAAUUUGUUCCGAGACCCCAAACUAUUUUCGACCGAGGACAAAACCCUCAUUUUGAUCCAAGUCAUAGGCCGAGGAAGAAACCUUUCGAGGUGUUCGAUCUUAGGGAUACCGCGAUCGUAAAUCCGAUGCUACGACCUCAGAGACCGCUGCAAGAUCUUCCCACAAUCGAAGACGAAUUUGACAAUUCUCUUGGGCCUGAUUUCGGUCCCGUUAUUUACGAAAUAGAUCACAAUAUCCAAACUAUCAUUCCGAAUUCAUUCUCAAGUUUAGAUUCUGAACAAACUUCUACUAAUAAUGUUUCUCCGUUCGCUCCCUUUCCUUCUUCAUCUUCUGGCUCCAAACUUCCACCUCCACCUUUUCGCCCGAAACAGUUUCCUCCGAGCACGCCCCUCUCGACAGGGUUCACAAAUUUCGGCAACUCCGAGAAGCCAAAACCCGAGGGAAAUUUCAAACCGGACCGGAAAAGCGAAUGCACGCAAUACACAGAAACCAUUUGUCUCGAUGCUGACAACUAUCCACACACCGAGAUUCUGGCUGCCCUGGAGGGCGACAAGGGCAGAACCAACGUCCUGAUCGCUGAAGUCCGCAACCAAAGCGCGGACAACCUCGUGGACGGCGUCACGGCUCGUCAGGAGCAGACCUACGACUACACUCACUACUUCGGCGACGGCAACAGGAGACAAGGCGCUGAGGAGCAUCGGGACUUCGGCGGGGAAGGCGGUUACCUCUGCCCCUCUGAGGUGAAGUACGCCAAGCCUAAGCGCGCCAGGAACAGCAAGGGCGAGUGGAAAUUCGUCGUCAAUAUGGAGAAAUAUACGCAGACCAUACGCAUGGAGAAGUGCAUCAAGCCAGGCGGCGCGUGCAGCUAUGUCUCGCACCACUACCGCGCUACCUGCAACCAGGUGCACAACUACCAGCGCCUGCUGUCAUGGGAGAAGAAACGGGGACUUCACAUGGACAUUUUCAAGGUACCUAGUAGCUGCACAUGCCACAUACAAGGUUACUCGUACGUCUUCCCCCCACUGGGCCAAGAUAAGCCGGGCCAGGGCCCACCACCAGACUCCCUCCUGCUGGAGACCCGCGCCUCCAACGACCUCAACAUCCCAACGCGCGUGGUCACAACUCCCGCUCACCCCAGGGACGUUAGGCUACCCAACACCAACGUCAACGCACACACACCGCCUUCUGAGAACCCCAGCCCCUCCACACCCCCUAAUGGCGGACCGUUCACCCGCCUACCCGCGCACCAGCGGCCGACCGCCAGCCAGCGGCCGACCGCCGGCCAGCGGCCGCCGCCGUUCGAGCGGCCCACGCCCUUCAGGAAGAACCGAACACGUCGGCCACCCGCGCCCGUCCCUAGCGGUGUAAGGCGUAUGGAUGUCGCCGGGUCAUUCGACUCCCGCCAAGAAACUUUCCCGCCCACCGACUUCGGCCCCAACAUGGGGGGAGGAGGGCUAGACAUGGCGCAUGAGGAAUCCCGUAUGCUGCAAGAACACCCAGGUCCUGGGGAAACUCCUGCAGGGGAUUUGCAGCAGAGUUACAGAAACAGAGCAGGUCCUGACUUGCAGAGUUCCAGAGCCAGAGGAGCGCCACGCCAGCAGAGCUCUGGAACUGGUGGAGGAGGGGUUAUGAAUUCUGAUACUAUGGGGGGUAAUCAUCAUGGAGCUGUUAAUUACGAUUACCAUCCAAUACUGCAGUUCUUUGAGAGCUACCAAAGCUAAUUAAUGGGUAAUUGAGAUUAUCUGACAGGCAUUUCAGAGCUACCACUGUUAGUACGUUGUUAGGUUUGGCUAUCCUGCAGCCCUUUUAGACUUAGUGGAGGUACAUGAUUGGUAAAAAUUAUUAUCUUACCAUUCUGUAAUUGUAAUUGUUACUUCCACUCGCAACCAUGGAGAGGUUUUGCAUAAUAAGUAAGGGAAAAAUAUUAAAAUUUGUUCUGUACAUUACAAAAAGUUCUGUAGUUGUGCGUCAAGAUAAUUUAAACUCGGUUGAUUUGUUCCCAAAACCUUUUACAGAUAUAAGUGUACAAAUUAUAAACAGGAUUUAAAUUCUAACGGAACUAAAAAUAUAAUUUUGUCCUCGGCUGAGGCAUUUUUCAGACAGCAAUGAAGAUAACAGUAUUGUUAAAUUUACGUUAUAUUCCUUUUAUAAUUGAAUUCAAAUCUGAUUGGAUAAGCUCAAAUUGUUGAAAAUAUCUCCAAGGUAAAACAGGAAUAUCUAUAAACGAAAAUGCCUGUGAACGUGUCCUUGUGUAUUAAUGGCAUUUUGCUCGUAUAUUUUUUCAACCUCUUUAUUUAGUAUCAAGGUAAAUUUCAGAAAGAAAUAAGUAAAGGAAUAUCGCUCUAUAAAUUAACCAGUUAAAAAGUCAUGCCACAGCAACGAUGGUUCAAAGGAGAUGAGUUUGAGACAACGGUCGUAACACAGGCGUGUCAUGGCCGAAAUGUCCACUAAUGAGCUUGCAAAAUCGCUCAUGAACUGCUGGUGGUUUUUUUGUUCUAUGAACUUGCUUCAUGGGCUUCACACUAGCAUCGAAUUUGGGCAAUAGUUUCAUGGUUACGUUUUGAUAGAGAAAAAUUAAAUAAUAAUCAACUAUUAUUAAUCACGAGUUCCAUAGUCAACCUCGCCAUUGAACAGCAGAAGCCAGCGCAUGGAAUUUUUGGAGGGGGUACCCUUAUAAUUGCUAGCCCUGUAGAAAUGUCUUGUUAAUCGUCGUUAAAUAUAUUAUACAUAUUUGUUGAAGUUUGUUAGUGUGAGUGUUGGAGUGUUUGAAGACUGCGCCAUAGUUAUAAAAGGGCAGUUGGGGGCAAAUCCAGAAUACUUAUCGUAUCGGGAUAUUAGCUGGACAUGGAAAUUUUCCUCAAUAGUAUAAGCAUGAGAUAUUUCAAAACCAUUACGAAGGUCGAAAUUUUUUUUUGACAAAAUUCGAAUAAAUUUUGAAAAUCUCAACCAAUUAUAAAACUUAUGUAAAGCUCUUUUUUUCUUCAAUUAAAGCAUAUUAGUGUCAUAAUUAUCAACCGUAUAUUCGAUAUGAAGUGAUUGACGUGCCCGAAGUAUUUAUAUCGCUAUAAACGCCUGGCAAGCAUGUUUCGUAUUUUAUAAUUUCCAUUUUUUUUUAUAACUUACCAAAUAAUCAGUUUAUAAUUUUAGCAAUUAAGGCUAUUUCUUUUGAUCCUGCGACGCGGCAUUAAAAUAAUAAACAAAGUAGAAGUCGAUCGUAAUUUAUUGCAUUACACUUAAUUGUUACUGGAUUUUUUUAAUAAAAAAUAUCCAUGACAACUUGUUUACGAUACUCUCAUCAAUUUUUCCUACAUAUGCUUGCAUAUCAGUCUAUUUUAUUCCAUGGAAUUCAAACCCAAAUUUGAAAAUAGACCCAACAUCAACUUUCAAAUCAAUAAAUAAAUUUUUUAUUGUAUAUGGACAAAGAAAUAUGACUUUUAACGAGCGACACAAGAGUUUAUAAAUUAAAUAAUUUAUUUAAUGUAUGAAUAAACCUUUAAUGCAUACAGAAAAAUUGAGUUACAUACGAGUUCUAAGCGAGCUAUGAUAGAUCAAUAUAAAGAGUUAGCAUAGUUUCUCAGGAAUCGAGGAAGAUCUGGGAUCAACAAAAGUAUCCUAAGCGGUACCUAGCGUUAGAAAGAAUUGUACAAGAAUUUAAAUAUAUUAAAAUUAAAGAGAAUAAGAUGCAGAGUAGAAUGAAUAAAAUGAUGCAUGUAUUCUAAAUCUCUGAAUUCAACGGUACAUAUAUACAGUACAUCAAUAUAAUGUAAAUAAAACAU